Molecule: messenger RNA, 4993 nt
Organism: Colossoma macropomum (tambaqui)
Lineage: Eukaryota; Metazoa; Chordata; Actinopteri; Characiformes; Serrasalmidae
Gene: map3k14b
Exons: 15
Coding region: 989-4663 (1224 amino acids)
Biological process (GO): positive regulation of canonical NF-kappaB signal transduction; protein phosphorylation
Molecular function (GO): protein kinase activity; ATP binding
Source: RefSeq, a predicted model, not a curated record
UGAGUCAGGGGUAUGUGAGUUAUGUUUGUGAGGAUAGAUGGAAUAUCUGGGGGCGACUUUUACAAGGCCUUGGGGAGAAGGCUGUAUUAGCCAUCUGUCGUAUGACGGAUAGAUAAAAACAGAUGCUUAAAAGAGGCGAAUAAGAAAGUAAAAUAGUGAAAAGGCUGUCAUUUUUAUUAAUGUUUUGAAAUUAUUUUGAGCACUUGGCAACUAGGAGCUCAGUUGGCCACUCAGGUCGUCUGACACACAUAUUCCUGGUUGGCCAGGAGCCAGUGGGAUUAGGUUCCAUCAAGAGAGCGUGGGUGCAUGUGUGGGCUUCUUGCUUGUACCGGCUAAAGCGCAAUCAGAUGCACUGUUAAGAGCUGGAGUGAAUGAACCACGAGAAGAGCAGAGGUUCUGUUUUGUCUUCCAAGUUUGCGUAAGCUGAGAAGAACCACCAUCUUAACAGUUGACGUUGCGAGGCUGGACUGAACUUAUUGGCUGUUUUCCUCUGGUUUGUCCGUAGUAUAUGUAACCAACUUUUAUAACCAUAAUUUUGUCUGCAGUUUUUAUGGGUGGGUUAUGUCUGCUUAUGUUGUGUGUUUUUAUGUGUUUCAGGUGAGAGAGGUCAGAAUAUGUGUGAGACUAAAUAGUGUAGAGCAUGAGGAAUAGUGCUAUGCUAUCUGUAGAACAAAAUGUCCACUCUAAUAUGCCUUGUCUGGUCUAACUGCAUGUAACCAUCAUUUGACAAAAGAGUGGACAGUGAGUGGAUACAGUGAGUGUUUGAAAACUCCAGCAGCACUGCUGUGUCUGAUCUACUCAUACCAGCACAACACACACUAAAACCACCACGUCAGUAUCACCGCAGUGCUAAUGAUGAUACACCACCUGCUCUGUGGGGGUCCUGACCAUUGAAGAACAGGGUAAAAACAAAGUAUGCAGAGAAACAGAUGGACUAUAGCCCGUAACUGUAGGAGUACAAACUGCACCUAUAUGUUAGAGCAGAGGAAUGGCCAUACCCACCAUGUUCCACUCGAGCAGCAGUAUUGAGGCCUCAGCCAUGGCCUACCUUGCUGAGGACACGUCCAACUCAGUCACAGAUAUGGGUCAUGACCCCAUGAUCCAGACAGAAACCGCGACUCUAAUGCAGGAGACCGGCACAGAGGAGACUGGCAUAACAGCUGUUGCUGCCCAGACAGAGGGUGGGCGGUGGCAAGAAUUUAGCCCAUCCCUUGUGGAACACAACUUGUUUCAAUCUCAAUUCAGAAGCAGAAUACACAACAAAGAGCACAGAGAGGGAACUGGCGAUGGAAGGGAGAGACAUAAAGAGGCUGAUGGACAAGGACAACAACGCUGGAGGGACAGAAUAGUGAAGAAAUCACUAAAUGGGGAAGAGGAGAAGAGAGCACCUCCUCUGAUAUUCCCUGAGCAGGAGGACAAUCACUCCAGCCCCCACAGUACUGUCAAAGUUUGCUCUAGGCCAGAGUAUGAAUCUCGGGAACAUUGUGCCACUUUAGCCUCAGCUUUUCCUCACCACAGGAGCCAAUAUUUGGAGUGUCCUUUGUCCAGUGCAGUAGGGCUUUGCCUCCACAGACUUAAAGUGGGCUGCUGUUCAGACAUUUACUCUAGUAAUGGAGGAGGGUCAGGCUGUGCUGAACUAAAUUCUGACCCUGAAUCUGUGUACAUUUACGCUGAGAGCAUCAAGGGCUGUGACUCCAUCUGUUGCAGUUUGCUGCGAGAAUGUGACUCCGAUUGUCUCUAUACAGAGGUUCCACAAAGAGAAGAUGGCUCUUACAACACAAUGGAAAGAAAGAAAGGUGGGGCUUGUAAAAUAAAGAAAAGACUGAACUCUUUUAACAGUGACACUGAAGCAUUGUGUAUGUAUACCGAGGACAGCUCAUGUUUUGACAUGCCAGACUACAGCAUAGAAGCCGUUGUAGGAUCGGAUAAUUCCUGUGAAUCCUUCAGAUGCGACUGUGACUCGGAUUCUCCCUCUGCCUAUGCAGACUGGGAGAGCAGCUUUGACUCAAACGGAGCUGAGGCUAGCGUGGACUCUCUAGACAGCCUGGCCGAGGCCCAGUGGGGUUCUGUCUCGUCCAGGUUAAGUUCCGGCUCAGAUGCUUCUUGCUACACUGCGGAUUGUGGCUCGGAAUCCUCCUAUGGCACUGUGGAACGAAGCAGCAGCUUGGACUCUGAAGGUCCUUUUGCCGCAGGCCAAUACGACUCACCUAUCAGUUAUAUUCAAGAAGACUCCUACGAUUUGUACAAUGCUUGGACUGAGAGCAGUGACGUGGAUAAAAACCUUUACCGAAGUCAAACAAUGGAUGGUGGAACAGGCUUUCCUUGCCUUAAGGAUGACUCUGAGUUAACCCUGAAUGAACUCCGGGGUGUUGUGACUCACACUGAUUGCUGCCGCUUCUCCCUGUUCUUCCGGGAGAUGGUGAAAGAGGCUGCACAGGACCGAGAUCAGGAAAAGCUAAAUGUCAGUGAAGGCUUUCUCUUCCAUCCACAAAAGUUUUUACAGGCAAAGAACUCGGAAUAUCGGGAAGGACGGGAAUAUUCCUUGCUUCGAAACAUACAGAAUGGCUCAUAUGGUGAUGUGUUCAGCAUCCGAGACAAACAAACAGGAUUUACGUGUGCUGCGAAAAGGAUUCCCCUGUGCAGUUUUAGCUGGGAGGAGGUGGGGACAUGGAGCAGACUGGACUCCCCACAUGUGCUCCAGCUAUACGGGGCAGUGAGAGAGGGGCUCAAUGUCGUCCUCUUCAUGGACCUUAAAACAGGUUCACUAGCCCAGUUACUAAAAGCAAGAGGUAGCCUUCCUGAAGACAUGGCUCUUUAUUACCACAGUCAGGUGCUACAGGCUCUCGAACACCUACACAGCAGACAAGUCAUACACCUGGAUAUUAAAGUGGAUAAUGUUUUGCUUUCAAAGGACCGGAGGGAGUGUUUCCUGUGUGAUUUUGGGUUGUCUGAGAUGUUGGACAAAACUGGAUGCAGCACCAAGACAUUCAGAGGCAAUGGUUUGCGUGGAACUGAGAGCCACAUGGCUCCUGAGGUGGCGCGGGGAGAUCCUCGCUCUGAUAAAGCAGACGUGUGGAGCAGCUGUUGCAUGCUCCUUCACAUGCUCACUGGACAUCAGCCCUGGACACGAUACUACACUCACCCACUCUGCCUGAAAAUUGUGAGCGAGCCUGCACCUCUGUGGGAGAUUCCUCCUGGCUGUGACCCCCUGACCUGUGAGGUCAUCAGAGGGGGACUGGUAAAGGAGCCAAAGGAGAGAGACUCUGCAAGAAAACUGCUGGAGAAAGCCACCAAAGCUCUACGAGCAGUGGGUGGGUUCUCUGAUCCGGUGUUAUCUCACCGCUCUCACACACUUGAGCUUCAGAACUGCCCACCAGUGAGCUUGCAGGAGAUCCCUCCUCUCAUCGCCCAAGCAACCCAGGAGACUCUGCCCCCUGUUUCUGCAAUAGCAGCCCCAACGUCCACCAGUCAGCAGGACUUCUCUGCUCCUAGAAUCCAGUGGGUUAGCACAUGGAGAGAGAGAGCAGAAGAGGAGGACAAGACGGACUCAGAAGAAAGGGAAUCUGAUGAGGAGAGUGAGUGGGACCAUGGGGGAUGGAUGGAGGAGCUGAAAAGAGAUAAGAUGAGAGUGUGGAUGGAGAGGUACUGGGGAACAGAGCAAUAUUCAUCCAUAAGAAGAAACAAAAAACAAACACUUUUAGAAGAUGAGAGAGAACCCCGACAAGAAAGAGGAGAUGAGGACGACAUUUACACAGAGCUGGAAAAAGUGUCAGAUGAGCAGGAAGACCACGAAUCAGGUGGAGGCCCAGGUGAGGCUGAUUCAGAAGAGAUGGAUGAUACUGAUGCAGCGGCAGACUGUGUCCUGGAUGAAGAGAGUCCCUAUGAGGGAGAGACAAGAAGCCCAGUGGAUGAAGCUGAAGGAGAGAGUGAAGUAGAUGAUGCUGAAGAGGAGGUAGAGAGUGAUUUGGACAGUUUGAGAGAGCUGGGCAGCGAUUGGGCAGAGGAAGAGUGGGAGCCGUUCCACCGCCUGCAGAUCCUCUAUGGGACGAAAGCACAAAAUAAACCGUACCUGAAGAGCGAGGAUGACCACUCUGACACAGAGGAAGAAUCUGAAGCAUCGACAACUGCAAGUGGAAAGAUGACCUUACAUGAACAAAACUCAAAAUUAACUCUCACCUGUCACCGCAGCACCUGUGCUUCUGAACCAGAUCUAACUGACAAGAAUUCAGAUUGGUCAGAUGAUCUGAGCUCUGGGGUGUUCUCUUCUUAUAGUAGCCUUACAGAUGGACAGAGCUUCAACGUAGACUGGUCAGUGUCCACACAUCAGCCGCCUUCUUGCUGCUUUGAAGGUCUUGGUGUGGAUAUCUGGGUGGAGGAUGUGAGUGGGGAGACUCUUAGGAUCAGAGAGAGGCUGAAGGUGAAGCUGGGACAUGUUGCUGUAGGAAUAAGUGCACAGAUCUCCAUGAGGACCUUCAGCCUGGCCACCCUGGAUGGGAAGCUGGUUUCCCCAGACACAGAGCUUUUGGAGUCGGGCAUGUGGCUGCAGUGCGUCCCUGCUCCAGAUGGCAGCACCAACUGGGAUUGGAGAGUCAGAGACGGAAAACUGGAGAAGCAAGAACACGAUGAAGGCGCAUCAGACACCUGCUCCACGCUAGCAGCAUAAACCUACACACGGACACAUCUUCACUGACACAACAUUCCCUUCUUUCUUUAACUUCCAUCCACUUAUACUUGUUUACUGAAUUGUGAAACAAUGUGAUGUCUCUUCAUUAAAAUGAUUUCUGCUUAACCUUUAACUUAGGUACAUUUCUCACUUACAAAAUCACAGCCACCAACUAGUGAGGCAUCAGAGCAAAGAAGCUUCUUGGUAGGUUCUCCCAGUUUAAAUGAGAUGGUGGCUUUGUUUAUAUAGCUGUUGCCAUAAAAAUAGUCCUGUGCAGAUUUUGGUAGAGGAAAGGUGCUGUGAAAAGAAGCUGUCCUUCCACAUCAUGAG